AAUCUCUAGAAAGAUAAAUAUUUAGGAACGGAGGGAGUAUAAUCUAACAAUCACAUGCAUGAUCGAAGACUUUUGCAGUGUGUCUCUGCACACAAUCACAUGUGUUGCUAUAUAUGCGCUUAGAGACAAAGGUGAAAAGUUUACAAUGCAGAUAAGAGGUGCCUAAAUAUGGACCGCCCGUUGUGGCUACGGUUUUCUCACUGCCGCGGCUUACUAAAAAUGGUGUUUUUGUGUUUUUGAUAAAAUGCCUUAAAUGGAGAGUAUGUUGCUAGAUGUUGGUGUAACCAGGAGGGCUCUGCUGUCCGUGUCUCUGUCAUUGCCCCGCUGCUCCGACUUCCGAGAUUCUAUAUAGCUUGCCUAGGAUUCUUGGCCUGCUUUCGUACAUAGCAGAUCCAUAUCUUCCUCGCUAACAGGAGCAGAAACGUGCGGCUGCUAGCUCUUCUGUUGGUCUGCAGUUUGCACACAGCUCAAGUAAGUAAGGUCUAAGCAGACUUGUUUGCUCGAUCAUAUCUAGCUUCACUUUGUGAGUAACUCUGCAUGCAAUCCGAUGCAUAUGUAGGAAACAGCUAGCUAGUGUGGUAAUCAAUGGCGCUAUCAGCUGCCCCUGGCGUCGAGGCACCGCCGUCCGGGAAGCAGCUCAGCUACCAGCUCGCCGCUGCUGUGAGGAGCAUCAACUGGACUUACGCCAUUUUCUGGUCCUUGUCCACCGGCCUGCGCCCACCUGGAGUUCUGACGUGGAAGGGCGGCUUCUACAACGGCGAGGUAAAGACGAGGAAGAUCAUAAGCUCGACUACCACGGAGGUUACCGCAAACGACCUCAUCCUGCAGAGGAGUGAGCAGCUAAGGGAGCUCUACGAGUCUCUCCUGUCCGGCAAGGCGGACCACCGGGCGAGGCGUCCUGCCGCCUCGCUGUCCCCGGAGGAUCUCGGGGAAGCAGAGUGGUACUACACGCUGAGCAUGACUUACUCAUUCCGGCCUAGUCAAGGGUUGCCAGGCAAGAGCUUUGCGAGCAAUGAACAUGUUUGGUUGUACAAUGCUCAAUACGCAGACACCAAAACUUUCCAGCGCGCUCUCUUAGCAAAGGUAUCUUAUACAUAUUUAUCUCAAACUGUAUACAUCUUUCGGUCGUUAACUAACACCAUGAUGCUUGCCCACGCUACCGGACGGUUAAAUCAGACUGCGCCUAUUCAGACAGUCGUUUGCAUUCCCUUCAUGGGUGGUGUGCUGGAGCUUGGAACGUCGGAUUUGGUGUUGGAGGAUCCAGACAUGGUGAACGGGAUCGGCACAUCUUUCUGGGAGCUACCCUUCCAGGCAUGCUUGGAGUCAGAGGCGCCAAGCUCCAGUCCAUCAACAAACGAAACUAGGAACAGGGAUGUAGAAAUCAUCGUGUUCGAAGACCUUGAUGACAAUAUCGCCAAGGGGUUCAUCUCUGAGCUAGGCGAGGUCGAGAGCAUGUCCGACGCGAACAUCAAUUGCGUCACCGAGGAAGUGGAUGAUUUCUAUGGCCUCAUUGAGGAGUUGGACGUGUGUGCUCUUGAGGACAACUGGGUCAUCGAAAGGUCCUUUGAGUUCAUGUCUUCCUUGGAAAUGGCGCCAAACAUGGAAGCACCAAGAAUCGAUGAUAACACCGUAACUUUAAGUAGCUCUGUUAAUGGCUCUCGUCCAUCCUGCUUUACCGUAUGGAAGAGGUCAUCAGACUGGGAAGACAUGGAUGUGCGGGAUCCCGGGGAGUCACAAAAGUUGUUGAAGAAAGUUGUGGCUGGCGGUGACUGGACAAUGAGAGCUCAAGAAAGUAACAUCAAGACACAUGUCUUGUCGGAAAGAAGACGCCGGGAGAAGCUCAACGAGAUGUUCCUAGUUCUCAAGUCAUUGGUCCCGUCCAUUAACAAGAUGGACAAAGCAUCCAUCCUCGCAGAGACGAUAACAUAUCUCAAAGAGCUAGAGCAAAGGGUAGAAGAGCUAGAAUCUAGCAGGACACCAUCAUGGCACCCAAAAGAAGGAACGGGACGGGGACUCCAUGAUGUUGCCGGAAGGAAGAAGAUCAAACUAUCAACUGGAUGCAAGAGGAAGGCGUCGGAGUCAGAGAGGGAGGAUGGCGAUGGCCCAAGCAAUGUUGUCAAUGUGAUCAUGAUGGACAAGGAGGUGAUCUUGGAGGUGCAAUGCCGAUGGAAGAAGCUGUUGAUGACACGAGUGUUCGACGCCAUCAAGAACCUCCGUUUGGACAUCGUCUCCGUGCACACAUCCACACCGGGUGGCCUUCUUGAACUCAAGAUACGAGCCACUCACCAGGUUGCGGCUGGUUUUGCUACCGUGGCACCUGGGAUGAUCACUGAAGCGCUUCAGAAAGCUAUAGGCAACCGCUGGCAAAAUUAAUAUCAAAAGCAUGACCAGACACCAGUAGAGCAUGGUAUAGUGCUCAGACACUGAUGGUUAUGUUCUUCAGAUAGGACAAUUGCAUCAGAUAUGACCAUAUCAACAUCAGACGUGAAUGCACUUCAUUUGUACACGAUGACAAAGUGCAUAGCAACGGUACAUCCACCAGUGAGCAAUAUUGCGUGUAGAGUCAACUGAUACUUUCCCACAAUUGGCAGAGUAUUGGCUUCCCUCACAACCAUUUAGGUGACAUGUGCCGGCUUCUCUCUGGUUAAAAAUAAUUAGGACGGACGCAAAAAAACUUGGAAAAAAGGUAGAUCUCUUUGGCAAUUGUGAUAAAUUGUGAUUCUGUUAUUCUAGUUUUGGAAAAUUGAGGAGUUCGGGACCUUGUUUUUUGAGGGGAACUAGACCCUUCUGCAUCUUGCAAAAAUCUCCUUCACCAACAUAAUUCUAUCAGAGCCAACUACUGGCAGCAAACACAUUUUGAUAAGGAGACAAUUCGUUGCAACACGGUAAUUAGGGACUACAUACCAGUUCGUUUGGCCGUUUCUCCCAGAAUCUUGAGAAUCAGACCUCCCUCCGAUUCUCCCAGAAUUUGAACCCAUAUUUUCUUAUAAUCCUAACUGGAUUGUCCCUAAUGUUAGGUUUGUGAGAAAAUUAUGGGUUAAGAUU
Messenger RNA from Triticum dicoccoides, 3045 nucleotides. RefSeq names its product anthocyanin regulatory R-S protein-like. The record is from RefSeq and is a predicted model, not a curated record. Gene Ontology annotation, molecular function: protein dimerization activity. The transcript is spliced from 7 exons. Bases 586 to 2373 code for a protein of 595 amino acids. NCBI's taxonomy places the organism in Eukaryota, Viridiplantae, Streptophyta, Magnoliopsida, Poales, Poaceae.